AUGUCCCAGUCUACCACAGUUCCGAACCGUAUGGUGACUUGUGCUAAAAAUGCUACUCAGCAUCCUGGACACAUUUUGACUGCGGGUCGUGUAAAAAGACGUACUGUUGCUCAGAAAGCUGCUGAUGACCAGCGUGAACAAGAGGAAAUGGAGGCAAGUGAAGCCACUGUUCAGGAAGGUUAUCAGCGUAUUGCUACUUUGCAGGCCAAGAUGCAGGCAGAUGAAGAUGCCGCACGGGUUGACGCACCUAAGCCCAAGCGUCCCCGUGCACGCGCUGUAAAAAAGGGUGCAAAGGCCAUGGAGACCUCAACAUUGACCACAGCUCUCAGGAAGCCUGAGGCAGGCGCAGAAAUCACUGCUGAUCAGGUCAUUGGCACCAAAGGCAAGGCUGGUGGUGGGCAUGGAGGUAGAAAGGUAGCAGCCAGUGCUAAUGUGGAACACCCUGCGAGUGGUGAAGAGUUGAACAUGCCAGUGCCAGGGGCAGCCAGGGGGAAAAAACCAUUCAAGCAGGUGGUGAGGGAUGCGAUUCAAGCAGUUGUAGACGUUGAUAUUAGUAUCGAUGGAUCAACGAUAACAAAGGCACUCACGAUGAAGCUCCUCCUGACUGAAACCGCACUUUUUUUCUUCAAUCUUUCAAUACUCAACGAUGAUGCUAAAAGCCCUAAGAAAUUUGCACUUGCUGGACGUAUCCCAGGUUGGAUGUCAACUAUUCCGGCCACCAUAUAUGGGCCAGCCUCCAAGGCAAAUCCCUCUACCAGCACGUCUUCCAUCCAGCGGUCCAACAUAUCCAGCUCCGCUCCCCUUUCUAAACUCACAAAGGGGAGCACUAUGAGUAGCAACAGCGCACCCCCACUCACACCCAUCAGUACUCCUGAUCCCGAAGGCCACACGGGGUCUACUUACUCAAGUCUGUUUGCAGACGACAAGUUUGAUGAUGACGAGCCCUCAACAGCUCUUACAAACCAAGGAUUUACAGGUAUUCAAUUUAGUUCCAAGGCCUUCAAGAAGGUGGUGCCUCCGAAUGUUGCACAUCGCGACACAAUCCCAGUACCUGAUCAGUUCAAUGCCAUCGAAAAUUUCGACAACGACUUCCUCAUGCAUUCAGAUAUCGACGACGGGGCAGAUCCCAUCGCGGCCGAUUUUACACAGCCUACCUCCCUAGUGGACUACAAUUCCAAUUCCGACUCUGAGCUACAUUCUUCAGCCCGUGAAUCUGACCUCGAGCCCCCACCCCUUGCACAGAAACCCAGCUCUCGUUGCCCUGUUUUAGUGGACUUCAGCUCGCAGCCAGCAAGUCAAAAGCGGAAAUCAACAUACCUUGAUGCAGACGACGACUUAAUGACACUGUCAUCUGAAGUUGAAAUCAUGGAGAGGCCCGAUGCCAUUAUCCAAGUCAAGACCAAACCUACUGAACCAGUAUCUCUGCACCGGCUGACGUCUGCAACUGGCGUCACUGCCACACUCAAAGCCCCUGCAGCAAAGCAGCUGAAGUCCUCCAUUCCAGACACUCAGACCGCUGCCCCUCGUACCAGCGCUGCAUCAUCCAAGGCAACAAAGCCACCAGUGGAGGUCCUCCGUCGUUCUCUCUACAGGACGCGCCACCUUCCUGAUGGAUAUUCGACGGGAAACAAGUGGAAGAGAGAGUUCGUCCCGACUGUCCUUCGCUGUGUUGGCGAUCUCGAAGAAGUAUGGACCAUUACUGACAUAGAUUUAUGCCGUGUCCUGCAGUCAGUCUGGAAUGGCGUCUACAAAGGUAAAAUUCAACACACGGUCACUGUUGAUGGGCCCGUUAUCUCCAUGAGUCUCCAGCGGUUGUCAGAUUGGCGCAACGCCCUCUCCCAGUCUGCCCUCAUUGUAUACGCACUCUUCCUGAUCUCACAGGACGAUCUCACUGCUGAUAAGGACCGCCAAGACUUUUCACGCACCCUCCUUAAGGACUAUGCCUUCUUGUAUGGGGAAAUAACAGACGACAGAGAGAGGUUGUACCCAUUCAAGUCUGAUCUUAUCUUGCAGGUCCUUGUGCACCACAUGACUUCUUCACUUAAUGCCAUCGACUUGACGCUGGAUACUAAUUCAGGGCUGGGGAAAGGCAUUCUUUCUCUUGUCACGGCAGCGGUUGAACGCGCUGUCAAGCUUUUGGCCAAGGGAUGCAUGAUCUUGAGCGAGAUUGACACCACCCGCAGAGGCAGAGGCAAAGCUCCCCAGGCGCAUAACAAAUCCAUGGGAAAGGACAGCACUAUUCCACUGGCAUUUUCGGAUGCCAAUUAUGGCCAGAUCACCCGGUCUUACUUAGCCGCUAUCGAACGUCAGCCAGAGUCAGUCCUUCUCGAGAUCUCAGAGCUCGCACUGAGCAUUGCCGUGAAGAGGUCUGGCGUGCCAACAGACAUGAACAGCGAGGAAUCUCAGGAUGAGCGCGCUCUCAUCUGCUAG
This is a messenger RNA of Suillus paluster, 2430 nucleotides long. RefSeq lists its product as uncharacterized. Lineage: Eukaryota; Fungi; Basidiomycota; Agaricomycetes; Boletales; Suillaceae. The transcript is spliced from 6 exons. The coding region runs from base 1 to 2430 and encodes 809 amino acids. The record is from RefSeq and is a predicted model, not a curated record.